AUGUCUCCAUCCAAGCGCCAGAAACCCCCGAGGAUGCCCAAGUGCUCCCGCUGCAGAAACCACGGCUAUGUGUCUCCUCUGAAGGGACACAAACGGUUCUGCAACUGGAGGGACUGCCAGUGUCCAAAAUGCAAGCUUAUAGCAGAGAGGCAGAGAGUAAUGGCGGCCCAGGUCGCCCUGAGACGGCAGCAGGCUCAGGAAGAGGAGCUUGGGAUUUGUGGUACGGUAUCUCUGAGCGGUCCCGAUGUGAUGGUGAAGAAUGAGGCUGGGGCAGACUGCUUGUUCUCCCUGGAGGGGCGAGCCCUGACACCCACCAGCACCUCCGCUUCUUCUCUUGCCGUCACAGGGGGUCACUCGGGUCUGUCCCCCAGCCUCUCAGCCGGGGCCCGGGCUCACACCGAGGAGUCCUCAGACCUGCUGAUGGAAACUUCAUAUUACAACUUCUACCAGCCUUCACGAUACUCCGCCUACUACGGAAACCUCUACAACUACCAGCAAUACCAGGUGGAUGAUGAUAAUAUAAGGUGGUGCAGAGCUUCCAGACAGGAGAUGGUGCCAGAUAAGGAGACAGGCCCUCUCAGGGAGAUUCCUCAUGGUGAGGGCCGCCUGUCCAGCCACAACAUGUCCUCUCAGUACCGCAUGCACUCCUACUACCCAGCAGCCACCUACCUGACUCAGGGCCUGGGUUCCUCCAGCUGUGUGCCCCCCAUCUUCAGCGUGGAUGACAACAACAACUGCUCUGAGACUAUGGCAGCUUCAGCCUUCUCCCCCGGUAGCGCCCCCCCCGGGCACAGCUCCGCCCUGCCCUGCAGGUCCAUCAGCACCCUGGGUAACUCUGACGUCAACGAGUGUCAGGUCGGCAGCGAGACACCCAACUUAACCGUGGACUCCAUCGUCGAUGGUGACGCCGGCAAGUAA
Messenger RNA from Trematomus bernacchii (emerald rockcod), 918 nucleotides. RefSeq names its product doublesex and mab-3 related transcription factor 1 (gene dmrt1). Gene Ontology annotation, biological process: regulation of transcription by RNA polymerase II; sex differentiation. Gene Ontology annotation, cellular component: nucleus. The record is from RefSeq and is a predicted model, not a curated record. Gene Ontology annotation, molecular function: DNA-binding transcription factor activity, RNA polymerase II-specific; RNA polymerase II cis-regulatory region sequence-specific DNA binding. NCBI's taxonomy places the organism in Eukaryota, Metazoa, Chordata, Actinopteri, Perciformes, Nototheniidae.